Pangasianodon hypophthalmus (striped catfish) is the source of this 5047-nucleotide messenger RNA. Its product is annotated as protein shortage in chiasmata 1 ortholog. Lineage: Eukaryota; Metazoa; Chordata; Actinopteri; Siluriformes; Pangasiidae. Gene Ontology annotation, cellular component: condensed nuclear chromosome. The transcript has 29 exons. The record is from RefSeq and is a predicted model, not a curated record. Bases 135 to 4913 code for a protein of 1592 amino acids. Gene Ontology annotation, molecular function: single-stranded DNA binding; ATP hydrolysis activity. Gene Ontology annotation, biological process: resolution of meiotic recombination intermediates.
UAAUAUAAGCGUGUUUACAGCUGUGUGGCUGCGUCCCAAACCGCGCACUGUGAAGGGCUUUGUCAGAGCAGUGAGCCACGCCUACAUAGGACGCGUACUAUUUAGUACACUAGAACUGGGAUUGGGACGUAGCCAUGGUGGAGCGCGCGCUGCAAGGUUUCCCGCGCGAGUGUCCUGAGGGAAUGAAAAUUAGCCUGAUAGCUAAUCCAGUCAUGUUGAAGUAUUUAAUGAAGGCUUCAGCAGGACGCAGGGUGACGAUGAGCUCGCUGGCGCUCCCGGUUCCCAUCCAGCUGGACCAGAACAUCUGCCCACGCUCAGGGAGGCUUCAGGACGACUCGUACAGGCGGCCGUGGUGUGGACGUUUGGGCACGCCAUAUGAGCUGGAAUACACGGGAUCUGUGGUAGAUUAUCUGAAGGCGGAGCUGCGUCCAGUGGAGUGUGUGGAAAGGUUUACGGUGUGCACGGGCGAGCUGGGGGAGGACGUGGUGCCGAGCUCGAACCCUGCGUCUCCGAGGUGUGUGGCGUCGCAGGAAGCUCUCUGUCUGCUGAACGGAGGAGAGAGAGCAGCUGAGCAGGACGAGUGGACAGAGACCUUUACUGAGGUUGAUGUGAACUCGGUUUACUUCAGUGAGCAAGACCUGUUCCUUCCUGAGGAGGUGAUAAUGAGUGAGAAUCAGCUGAAGAGUUUUCUCCCUUCUCUCACCACAUUACUGAAGAGAUUAAAACCUUAUCCUGCGUCAGAUCUACUGGAUCUCCGUCAGACUGGAUCACUGCUUUCUGAACACAUCCUGCUCGGGGAGUUCUCUCCGUACUCUGCUGCGCCCUGUGACGCACUCGCUGGCUGCUCCUCUCCUCAGUGGGAUGUUGAAGACUUUGAGAAAGAGACGAUUCUGGACGCAGAGGAUCUCAUGCUGCCAGAUUUCAUCGAAACCGACAUGCCGCGGACGCGAGAGCUCGUCUCGUGUCAUCUCGUCCAACUGCGAGAAGCUCUGAACCUGACUCCAGAAGCAGAUGAUGAACAUGGUUCUGUAUUAGACACUCUUAGGAGAGGCAUGGUAACUUCAUCAGAGUGGGAGACUUUCAGUGCUCCUGAGACUGACAUCACUGACUCCGCCCCUGAAAGGACAAUCUCUCCACUUCCUUUCAGGUCCAGUGUGGAACUGGAGUUAGACCUGAUUCUGUCGCCUCCUCCUCCUCCUCCUUCUCCUGAUUGGAAGCUGCUUCUGUCCUCCAAUCAGCUCUCAGCUGAGACGCUGUCACCCAUCAACACAGUGUGUUUGCUGUCGGAGCGUGAGCGUGAGAUCCUGGAGAAAGACGUGUGGGUGGCAGAGAAGCAUCCUCAGUGUGUAGCUAGGCUUCUGCUGGCAGAGCCGCGGAUACCUGCGCCUCCAGAGAGACGUCAGUCCCUCCCCGAGCUGCUCUCCUGUCUGCAUGCUGAGCCGGAAUGCCACGACACGGACGCAUCCCGCUUCCCCUCGCUACUCCCACUGACGACCCCUGACCCCAUUCUCACACAGGCACUGACUGCAGAGACACACCCAGCUGUGAACACACCCGGGCCAGAGGUGGACACGACGGAGCAGUUCACUCCGCUCUCUCUCACUCAGAUAGAUGAAUUGCUGGGAGACUCUGAAACUGUGGCGCACUCCGCUUCACCCACUGUAGAGAGCAGAGCUACAGACACUCCUGUUCCUGCUUGUGUACGCAGGAGCAAAACUGUGAGGUUCAUUCUACAGGAGCAUGAUUCUCAGAAACGAAGCACUGAUACCAAAGACCGUGCUCGGACAAAGACAAGUCCAGCAGCUCGCCAUCCAUCGAGCAGGAAUACUCAAACUCAUCCUAAUGAUACGUCUAACAACACGGCCGAACACUCGAGUCUGCUGAAGCCCACGUCACACACAGUCACUCACACUCCACUGACAAGAGACAACCAAAGAGAGCUGAUUAGUAGCGAUAAUAAUCAGAGUAGUACAAAUAACGUAAAUACUUUCCCUGAGAAUGCGACACUUCAGACGAGAAAUUUCAGACUGCACUGUACAUACUCAGCUGCUCAAAAUUAUUCAGCAAAAACCCCAGAAACAACAUUGAACACUUGUACAAACACUACUGUUAGCACGAGUAAUCCAGAUAAAGUCUCUUCUGAGACCAUGAACGCAGACAGAGAUCCGAGUCUGCGCUUUACGCCAAGGAAAUGUUCGACAAGUGCUCAGAGAGAGCUGCGAUUAGAGAACCGUAACAACACACAUCAUCACGAUGAUCUCUCUCCUGAGAGCACACCCCAGAACAGAAAAGGUUCCUUACCAACGCCAGGACGUGCACACGCAUAUCCAAACAAAGCCACUGCUUCAAAACAGCGGCGAAACACACACACUCAGCCUGGGUUUAAUAAUCCCGCAAAUCAUCCCACUCAUCUCCUUCCUGAGACUCCAGCCACAAGCUUUACUGUGCUGAAUUCUCUAUCAACCCCACACACUCACAGAGACACAGUGUCACACACUCCAAACGCUUCAGACACACCAACACAGCUCAGUGUGCCCCAGAACUCACUAGUGACCCACGAAAGAACACCACGUUCAGCAUCGAGCAGCAGCGCUGGAGGGAAAAGGACGAGGUCAUCUGUCCGCAGACCUCAGGUGUACCUGGACCCUGUGUCUUCCUUUAUGAUGCUGAGAGGUGUCCUGAGGCCUCAGGUAGAACAAAGGCCUGAAGUGACCCCGCAGCGCGCCACAGUGGAAGAGCUUUCUCAGAAGCCCACAGACGGUUCAGAUAGGAUGGUGCUCCAGCAGGCCACGGAGACGAAGAAGAGCCCUGAGGCCAGCCGUCCUGUUCCGGAAAGAUCCGAAUGUAAAACUGUACACGUGCCGCCCACAGACACAGAGAGAGGUGCGUACUGUGAGCUGUGUGCACUCGCCCGUCCUGUUGUUUGCAGAGCGCUCGAGUCAGGUGCUCUGAGAAAUCCGGACUUCAGCAGCCUGACUCCUGAACACACACGCUUCUGUCUCAAACAGCAGGAGAAGCUGCUCAGUACAGGACAGGGCAGGGAAUGUGAGUAUAACGAUGUGGCCUUGCUUCAUAUCUUGGUCACAUUAAAGGACCUGCUGCUCAGGUGUGACCUCAACACUGCAACAGGUUAUCUGGAGAAGGCACACGCCACCUGUACGAUGGACGGUCUGAGAGAGCUGCUGAGAAAGUUUCAGGUGCUGCAGUAUCUAAGCAGGAAGUGGGCGGAGCCUCGGGUCAGAGUGCAGCACCUGCAGGAGCAGAUCAGCACCUGGCUGCAGAGGACAUCCUUUCAGAAAAUUCUGAUUGUGAUGGCAGUGGAGAACGUAAGAGCGGAGUUAAUGCUGGCUCUUAGUCAGAUACCAGGAAACUCUGUAGCUGCAUUAACACCAGAACAGGACAGCAGAGUGGACAUCAACAGUCUUUCAGACAGUCGGUGUGCUGUAGUGUGUGUGCAGCAGCUGCAGUGUGGGUUUCCCUGGUGGAGAUUCAGUGCCGUGUUCGAGUUUCAGUGUUUGAGUGACUCGGCUGUCAGGAGCAUCUGCGUAAAGAACAAGAUCCACUACACCUGCUUCACCACUGCAGCGCCACCUACAGAUCCGGACCCGUCAGCGGCGUGCUGCUCUCCUCUGGACCGUGUUCCUUUUGUGCUGUUGAUCACAGAGGGUUUACUGAAGCACUGUGACCUGCUGCAGCUGCUCGAGUCAGCGUAUAACAUGACUCUCCUGGAGAGGAUCCACCCUCCAUCCCUACAGCAGCUGGGACCCACACACCUGUAUGACGUCAUCGCCGUUGACGAGCACACGGCCAUCCUGCUGCAGGAACUGGGCGAGCUGGAUCAGGAGCGCGCAGCUGAGCGUGUGGUUCUGAGACUGUCGGCUCUGUCGCUGCAGUUCAGCCGCUGCUGGGUCGUACUGCGCUGCUCCGAUCACUACAGCGCUCUUGUGCGUGGUGAAGUGUUCAGUAACCUGGCGUUAGUUUACUCGGCCUUGGUGCUGUUUGGACAGAAGUCCGACGGUCUGGAUGUUAAGGUGUUGCUGGCGUAUGACGUAGCAGACGUAGCACGGUGUGUGCAUCAAGUCUGCCUCCACACUCUGCUCAGCUCACAGAGAGAUGUGUGUAGCUGGCUCGACCGAGAGUGGUUCAGCGUGCUGCCUACGGAGGAGGAGCAGUGUUUGCUGUAUUUCCCGUGUGUGAACUGUGUUGUAGCUCAGCUGCUGCUGAAUCGAGCUCCGUCUCUACAGUGGCUGCUGGAAGCUUCACACACUCAGCUGGAGGAGAUGUUUCCUGAGAUCACACCUUCCAUCUUAAAGAUCUUCAGUGACAGUACAGCUGCACACAGACUCAAUGCUGCUGCCACACAGUGUGAGGAUGAAGUCACACACAUCCACCACUGGGGUCUGGAUAAGGACGAGCCUCUCUCACACACACACUCAGACCCGUUCCUCAUACACACUUCCACAGCGCCACGCAGCCCCGCGUUCAUCCACCAGCCUGGAACUGUGGGUAGCGGCUGGUUAGGGGCGGAGUCAGAGAGUUUGACGAGCACACGCUCGCCGAAUUCGGCUGAAGAACAGACACGGGCAGGGGAUUUCAGUGGAGGAGAAGCAGAUGAGCUGCAGACUCUGGAAGCAUCGUCUCUGAUCUCCAGUCUCUCUUUCACACACACACACACCGUUCCCUGCACACCGUUCACCCAGACCCCGUGUGCUCACCCGACUCCUGCCCUCCUACCCCACCUGUCCCGUCAGCAGUGGGAGGGCAGCAGCAACGUACCUGAGAGAUACACAGAGAGGAAAAGACCAGCAGGGGGCGCCAUACACACAGUGUUUCCCCAGUGUAAGAGAGGACGGCUUCUGUUCGAGAGAGUCCCGGGACGGAGUGAUGGCCAGACACGACUCAGGUUUUUCUAAACACAUGCUGUCGUGUUCUCACACACACUCCUCGCAUUAACACACACUAACGUGGUCCAUUGUACACCUUCUCAUCUGCUCACAGACAAUCGGUUUAGUUCAUGUUAGUUAAUGUUCAUUACAUUAGAUGUGUU